AUGCUGGACACCAUCCGCGGUCGAGUUACACGCGCCUUAUCGUCAGCAACUGGCGGUCGAUGGCACCAGUUCACGCACGUGAGUCCCGACGGAAGCCCGCAGAUGGUCGACAUUGGCUCGAAAAAGGCCACGCGCCGCUCGGCCACUGCUCGUUCGACCGUUCGCUUCCCGCCGGCGGUCUUAGCGGCGCUGCAACAGGGCGGACCCGAGUCGCACUUGGCGAGCGCCAAAGGUCCCAUCGUCACGACCGCUGUGAUCGCCGGGAUCAUGGGCGCCAAGCAGACGAGCGCGCUCGUGCCUUUCUGCCACCCGCUGCCUCUCGAGCACUGCCACGUGCGACUGCACGUGCGCGCGCCCGACGCGAUUGACAUUGAGUGCCGCGUGCAGGUGACGCACCAGACGGGCGUCGAGAUGGAAGCGCUCACUGGGGCGUCGGUCGCUGCGCUGUGUGUCUACGACAUGUGCAAAGCGCUGAGCCACGACAUUGUCAUUGAAGCGACGCGACUUGUGCACAAGACGGGCGGCAAGAGCGACGUCUCGAUGGAUACAGAGAAGGACGACGGACCGUAG
This is a messenger RNA of Hyaloperonospora brassicae, 570 nucleotides long. NCBI's taxonomy places the organism in Eukaryota, Oomycota, Peronosporomycetes, Peronosporales, Peronosporaceae. The record is from the annotation of a GenBank genome assembly.